AUGGUUUCGAAAUCAAAAAUUUCAGAAUUUUCCUCGGUAUUCCGACCAAAUGCACCGGACGAUAAAUCAUUUCAGGCGGUUUUUCGUGCCAAUAAUUACUAUUCGAAAAAAGAUUACGAAUCUGCUAUAGAAGAAUAUUCAAAAGCCUUAUCAAUAUUACAAUCUAGUCCAGAAACAAAAAAGACAUCAGAUUUUGCUGCACUCGUGUUUUCUAAUAGGAGCGCAAGUUUUUUUCAACGCAAAAAAUGGAAGCACGCAGUAAAAGAUGCAGAACAGGUUAUUCGAAUAAGGCCUGAAUGGCCAAAGGCCGAAGCUCUUGUGCAAUUAGAGAAAUACGAAGAGGCGUUAGAUUGUUAUCACGUCGCACAACAGAAGGAUCCACGUAAUACACAAAUCCAACAUCGAAUAGAAAAAGCCUUAAUUCUAAGAGAUAAUAAAUCAAUGGGUCAAGAUAUAUGCAUAGCAAAGAACUCAAUAACGAACAAAAUACGUUGUAAAAUAUUCGAAUUUGCUGUGAAAAUGAAAAAUUUGAUUUAUGUCAUUGUUGAUAAUAGUACAAAAGAGUGUAUUGUCAUUGACGCUUGUUGGGACGUUGAUGGUAUCAUAAAAUUUAUCAAAAAUAAACGUUUGAAACUUGUUGGCGCCAUUGUAACACACCACCACUUUGAUCACGUUGGAGGAAAACCACCUCCACCAUUUAACCAACUCCCAAUAAAAGUUUCGGGUUUAUGCGACUUAUUAAAACGUUUUCCAAAAAUAAAUGCUUACAUACAUCCGUCAGACAUUCCACAUGUACUUAAAACAAAUCCUGAAUUAUCGGACCUAUUCACUUCAAUCCCUCUUUCAAAUUUACCAAUUAGAAAUCGUCAAUCGCAUUUAUGUAAUACAAAUAUCUUAUCAUUCAUAAUAAAUUCCACUCUUAAUUCCUCAACAUUAUCUAACUCAAAUGCAUCAAGAAUAAUUCCAACUCCACACAACUUCAUACUUUCAUUGGGUAACUUUACACUCUUGAGAUUUCUUCAUACACCAGGACACACAGAAGGUAGUCAAUCCAUAUUGGUUAAUGAAACAAGGUUAUUUACCGGCGACACUUUGAUGUGUGGUUGUACCGGAAGGUUAGAUCUACCUGGUGGUAAUUUAAAACAAAUGAAAAAAACUUUGAGAAAAAGGUUGGGUGAUCUGGAUGAUAAGAUCGUAGUGUUUCCCGGUCAUGAUUAUGGUGGUGAUUGGACUACUAUUGGGAUUGAGAAAAGAAAAGGUAUUAUUGGGAAGUCUAAAAGAAAAUAA
Racocetra persica is the source of this 1287-nucleotide messenger RNA. The record is from the annotation of a GenBank genome assembly. NCBI's taxonomy places the organism in Eukaryota, Fungi, Glomeromycota, Glomeromycetes, Diversisporales, Gigasporaceae.